Molecule: messenger RNA, 1296 nt
Organism: Opisthorchis viverrini
Lineage: Eukaryota; Metazoa; Platyhelminthes; Trematoda; Opisthorchiida; Opisthorchiidae
Exons: 11
Coding region: 1-1215 (404 amino acids)
Cellular component (GO): cytoplasm
Molecular function (GO): 5'-deoxynucleotidase activity
Source: RefSeq, a predicted model, not a curated record
AUGGCAUCCGAUAUGAGUCCUUCGUCCUGGGCCUGGGUUAAGCCGUCCAUUAACGCGAACAUCUCGCUUCAGAAUGCGUUCCAUCACCUUGCACGCCACGCUAGUGAGGCUUAUAGGCCGGUAGCUGCCAGACAACAUUCGGUCACCAGUUUUGUAGAUUGGCGUGAGAAUCGCUCCCUUCCAAGUAGAGCAAAGGCGGCCUUCGUCAAGCGACUGACGAAACACCAGGUGUUUUCAGACUUCUCCAAGACUCCUACUCGUGUUCAAUCUGUUGAUGUCUUCCUGAAUGUUAGAGGGCAAGAUGGCUCUGCGGGCGGCAUCCGGGUAUGUCUUUUGCGCUCAACACCUGCAUUUACAUUUAGAAAUCUGGUAAAAAUAGGCUUGUGUGGUGCAGCCGUGUACUACUCUGUGGUAGAAGGUGUUUGGAGUACCUCCGACCAGAGUGUUGGACCCGUCUCCAAAGUAAAACAUCGACUUUUACCACAGGCGUUCCAGUUUGUCAGCGAUGUGAGUCUCCUUCCAUUCUUCAAUACAACUGUAUUUAUAGUUACCCUAUCGAGCAACGGCUUCGUGGAACAAAGGUUGGUUGGUUUUCUACGUUCACGCCAUGUGAUGCUCCUCUUCAGGCGUUUCCAAGGUUUUCAAGGCCAUGAACCAAUAAUGUCCCGUUCCAACGUUCUGCAGUUUUUGUCCAUGUGCGGCCGAUUAAAGCACACUGUUCGUACGGGAUGGACGCGUUACGACAUAAAUCAGCCCGAAUCCGUUGCCGAUCAUAUGUACCGUAUGGCUCUAAUGGCAACGGUAAUUCCGACCUCAGAUCAGACUGGCAUUUCUGUUGAGCGAUUGAUCAAAAUGACCAUCGUUCAUGACCUGGCCGAAUCUGUUGUUGGUGACAUCACUCCUUACUGCAACGUGUCAAAAGAAGAAAAAGCCAGACGAGAAUCUAAUGCCAUGGCAGACCUUUGCAAUCUACUCCCGAAAGACAACGCAGAAGAGGUUCUCAACUUGUGGAACACUCCUGAAGCCCGUUUGUGCAAAGACUUUGACAAAUUCGACAUGAUCUUGCAAGCAUUCGAAUAUGAGAAAGAAACACAAAGGCCGGGAAUGUUGGAAGAAUUUUUCACAAGCACCUUAGGUUGCUUCACUACCCCAAUGAUUCAGAGUCUUGUCAAGGAACUGUACGAACAGCGGCAAGAGUUUCAAGCGGAUAAAUAGAAUUUUUUCGACCUGUAAAAAACAUUUUUUAUGUUUCCAUUCCGAUUUUAUUUGCUCAAUAAAAAUAUAGUCCGACUCGUU